This is a messenger RNA of Pieris macdunnoughi, 2358 nucleotides long. Lineage: Eukaryota; Metazoa; Arthropoda; Insecta; Lepidoptera; Pieridae. The record is from the annotation of a GenBank genome assembly.
AUGUCGGCGGUGAUGAGCACCCUCUCCAUGAUCAGCGGUGGUCGGCGAGCUCACAGGAAACUUGCCAGUCGCAAGUCGGGUCAAUAUUCUGAUGCGGGCGAGGAUCGCACGCAACAUGACCUCAGCAAGCAGCAACGAUCGACUUCUCUACAAGCCCUGGAGACAGGAGGGGUCGUCAACCUUGAUAAUCUGGAGGCCAAGAUGGCCAGCAUCGAGGUGUCAUUGGGCGGGUCCCGGCGACGCAGCGCGGGCGCACGCGACUCUACACGCGAGUUGGAAGUAUUGCGUGGAGCUCUUGCUGACAAAGACACCUUGAUACAUAAUCUCAAAAGGCAACUGAGUGCAUCGUUAAGUGCAGCCCGCUUAGCAACUGAAGCUGUAUCACCAAAGCCUCUGAGAAAUUCUGAAGAAUGCCCUGCAUCUAUAUCUGCGGAUGAAAAGCGAGCGCUGGAAGAAAGGGCGGCCACAGUUCGUGCAGAGCUUGACGCCAGGCGAGCCAACAUACAAGAGUUGCGGAGACGGCUUGAAAAGACACAUGUCACGGAUAACAUCGACACGCGGAUCGAGCAAGCGGAAUUGCAAUACCAAGUGGGACGAGAGGAGUUGGAGCUGCUGACUCUGGGGGAGCAAGCGCGGGCUCUCUCUUUGCUUAUUGAACGAGCGGACCUUACCAACCAAACACUUUACAGUACUGUACGAGAGUUAGGAGGCAACGCGACUCUGUUGGCGGCUGAAGCUCGCGAAGGCUCGUGGGGCGCCUCCUCUCGAGGGACUGGAGUAGUCCUUGAAUGGGCAAAUCAUCCCGCGCUCAAAGCGGGUGACAGGCUGCUAGAAGUAAAUGGCAGUAGUGUCCUACAGUGCAGCCUGGAGGAGCUUCGCCGAGUGAGCACGUCCGGAGACCCAGCGCGGUUAGUAGCACUGCGCGGACCAACGCACGCCUCACCUGCCUUUACACAGAACGAGGCGGCAUCAUUGCGAUUAGAACUAGAAUCUUUAAAGAAUUCUGCAGAAGAAGCGGAGAAAGCUAAGGAUGGGCUUCGGAGUGACAACACGCGACUCACGCACCGGAUAUCCUACCUCGAAGAGCAGGUCGCCGAGUUGCUGGCGAGACAUACACAGUUACGCCCUGGCAGUAGCAACGACAACUGCAUCACGGUCAAUAAAACAAAGAAGAACGUCACCAACAUCAAUAUCACAUCUGAGCCGCAAACGGCAAGACAAAGUAUGAAAUCAGAAGUGCAAGUGUUUCAGAAGGGUCCCGACAUCACGGCAAUCGUGGCCAAGUUGCCAGGCCUGGAUAGCUCCGAGGCGAACCUGCCCGUGAUGCGGCCGCGGUCCAACGCCUCCGGAGCCUCUUCUCGACUGGCGCCCUCCCCGCGGACCUCCCCCGCGCCUCAUCCUCGCUCCCACAGCUCGCACAGUCUCGAGCAUCGCGCCGGUCGAAUGAGACACUCGCUCUCCCACCACUGCAUACACGCAGAAGACUACGGCACCGAGACCGAUGCCGCCAUCCGCAUGAUCGAGCGCAAUCAGAGACACAUGGAGAAGCAACGCCUCCAAACCGACAAACUGAGUCGUUCCAAAACCGAACAACACUUUAGGUCCGACGGCGACAUCGACAGAUCCGAUUCGGACACCCGGCGAGACAUUAAAAAGGCGGCAGAAAGGAUAGAAGAGAGCAUAAAAAAGACCAACUGGGCCGAAAGAAAAACUUUAUCAAUAAUCGAGCAACUCAAACGCUCGCAACGAUUACGGAAAUUGAAAAAGAACGAAAGCUCCGAAGACAUCCAGAUAGAAUCGCAUUACUCGUAUAACAGAAUAGACGGAAAGGUUAUCGAAAAUGCUCAUAAAUCGAGUCGGAGGACGUCCAAAGCUUACUCUAGAAGUGCAAAGUCUUCAGAAUUUGAAUCGGAAUCGGAUUUCCCCAACGACAUCUAUAGCAGCUCACCGCGAUUAGAUUACGGGUCGGAGAGUUGUUCGAGGUUAAGCCACUACAAGAAAAACGACGAUAGAAGGGACGACACCAAGCGGCCGACCCCGCCGCGCAAACCUCUGAGGCUGUCGCUGCAUAAAGCCAAAAGUGCACAUUCCUUGAUGAACGGAAGCGAAACGGAGCGGAGUAGACCGCCGUCGGUCGUAGAGGCCCAGGAGAUCACCAAGAGACCGGUGAAGAGAAGUCACGGAGCGGACAAGAGCAGGGACAGGGUCCGAGACGGCGGGAGAGCCACUCCUCGGCCUUCGAGGAAGGUGCUCAACGGCCUGAGCGCGUGCGACGCGCCCGCGGCGGACGACUUUUAUCCCGACAAUCACGCGCCGCGACGGCUCAACGGACAAGCACGCUCCGACAGGUGGUGCUAG